Molecule: messenger RNA, 17592 nt
Organism: Anolis carolinensis (green anole)
Lineage: Eukaryota; Metazoa; Chordata; Lepidosauria; Squamata; Anolidae
Gene: sspo
Product: SCO-spondin
Exons: 113
Coding region: 10-17442 (5810 amino acids)
Cellular component (GO): extracellular matrix
Molecular function (GO): protein binding
Source: RefSeq, a predicted model, not a curated record
UCUGAAGAGAUGGGGAACGUGGAGAGUCCGGCGGGACCUUUCUCUGGACGGCGGCUGGCCCUCUUGGCAUGGCUUUUCCUCUGGCAAGCAUUGGCAGCUGACCAUGGGCGCUGGUGCGAGAGGCAGGUGCAAGUGACGGAGGAGGAGGUGGUGGCCCCGCGGCAGGAGGAAGCCGUGCCUUGCGCAGAGGUCUACCGCUACAACAUGGCCGGAUGGCUUCUUGACCAGGAGAGGAUGCGCCGGGUUGGCGGCAGAGCAGAGGGCCUGUGCUACGUCUACAAGCCAGAGGACACGAGGCCCACGGUGUGGAACCGGACGGUGCGCACUUGUUGCGAGGGCUGGAGUGGGCCCCACUGCUCCGAGGGGAAGGCCUCCGUGGGCCGCUGCUUCUCCACGUGGCAGUGCCAGGACGUGCCGGGGCUCCAGAACGCCUCGCUGCUCAGCCUGGAGGAGUGCUGCCGACACCUCUGGGGGCACAGCUGGCAGAACGCCUCCUCCCUCCUCUGCUUCGGCUGCUCCUCCCUCCCCCUGGAAGAGGACCUGCCCUCCCGCUCCUUGCUCCGGCCACUGGGCCCCACAGCUCUCCUGCUGCGCUCAGGGCAUCACGGGCGCCCCUUUGCCACCUGCGUGACGUGGGCCGGCUUCCACUACCGCUCCUUUGACGGCAAGCACUUCCGCUUCCACGGCACCUGCACCUACGCCUUGGCCGCUGCCUCCGACGGCACCUGGGCCAUCUAUCUCUCCUUCGGGGGCUGCCAGACCCUCCGGAUGCUCUUUGGCCUGGACCAGGUUGUGGCCGAGGGACGGAACGUCUCCAUAAACGGGGUUGCGGUGCCAGAAGGAGAAGCGCGCUUGCAGAAAGGCAUCAGUGUUUGGUGGCUGGGGGACUUUGUCUUUGUGGAGAGCGGCCUGGGCGUCCGGGUCAAGUCUGACGGGCGCCACACCGUCCACGUCACGGUUGGCGCGGACCAGAGAGGGGUCACCCGAGGUCUCUGCGGGGUCUACAAUGAUGAUCCGGCAGAUGACUUCCUGCGCCUGGGAGGGGACCUGGUGGCUUCGGCAGCUGGCUUCGGCAAUUCGUGGCGUGUCCCAGAUUCCAGCUCAAGUCCCUGUGAGGAUGCGGCAGAGGAAACACAUAGCUGCCAUGCGCCGGUGGUGGGACACACAGCUCAGCAGGAGGCGGCCUCCAUUUGCCAACAGUUGAUGACCAGCCCCUUUAGCCAAUGCCACUCGGAGGUGGACCCCAGUGGCUUCUACGACACCUGCAUGUACACCCACUGCAGCCAAUCAGGGGAAGGCGCCGUCUGCGAGACCUUUGCCAGCUAUGCCCGGGAAUGCGCCCAGCACAGCGUCUUGGUCAGCUGGAGGCGCCCUGGGUUCUGUGAGAAGCCCUGUGGUCAAGGCCAGCACUACUCGGACUGUGUCUCCUCAUGUCCCGCCAGCUGCGCAGCGGUGGGCACCGCAGAGGAGGGCCACUGCCGGGAGGAGUGCGUGAGCGGCUGCGAGUGCCCCCCGGGGCUCUACCUGGAGCAGGGCGCCUGCCUCCCCCAGAGCCAGUGCCCCUGCUUCCACCGGCGCCAGAAGUACGCCCCGGGAGAGACCCUCCAGCAGCACUGCAACCGGUGCACCUGCCGAGGUGGCCAGUGGCUGUGCUCCCAUGACCCAUGCUCCGGGGAGUGUGCCCUCCUUGGCCACUCGCACUUCCUGACCUUCGACCGGAAGCGCUACUCCUUCCAGGGGGCCUGCGAGUACAUCCUGGUGCAGGACUUUGUUGAUGGGAAACUUGAGAUCACCGCUGAAAAUGAGGCGUGUGGGAAUCUGGGACCCGUCCACUGCCUCCAGGCACUGAGAAUCACUGUGCAGAAGGUCUCUGCCCGACUGUCCUUCUCAGGGGAGAUAUUCGUGAAUGGCCAGGAGGCCACCCUCCCUUUCACAAGCUCUGAUCUGAGCAUAAGAAGGGCGUCCUCCUCCUUCCUGCUUCUCCAGACCUUUGGGGCCCACGUCCUUUGGGGCCUGGACUCCCCAGCUACCUACAUCACUCUGCAGCCAAGCUUCGCCAACAAGGUGCGAGGCCUUUGCGGCACCUACAACUGGAACCAGCAGGAUGAAUUCACCACUCCGGAGGGAGACAUCGAACCCAGCCCUGCUGCCUUCGCCCACAAGUUCCGGGUCUCUCAUGACUGCCCCUCUUCUUCUGCUUUGGUCUUUGACCCGUGUGACACCUAUGUCCAGCGGAGGAAGUUUGCAGAGGCCGCUUGCACUGCCCUCCAUGGCCCUGCCUUUCAGCCCUGCCAUGACCGGGUGGAGUGGGAGCCUUUCUACCAGCUCUGCCUUCAUGAUGUCUGUGGUUGUCCAGCUGGCAAGGAUUGUCUGUGUGGUGUCCUGGCUGCGUACGCCAUGCAAUGCGCCCAGGAAGGGGCCCCCUUGGUUUGGAGGAAUCAGAGCUUCUGCCCGGUCCAGUGCUCAGGGGGCCAAGUCCAUCAGGAAUGUGUCUCUCCCUGUCGAAAGACCUGUGCCGACCUUCGCUUGGAGGCCUCUGCUGCCUGCCGGGGCCUGGACCGGGUCUGUGUGGCCGGGUGCAACUGCCCAGAGGGGCUGGUGCUAGAUGGUGAUGGGCAGUGUGUGCAACCGGCCAUGUGCCCCUGCGUCCAUGAAGGGGAGGCGCACCCCCCUGGCAGCAAGGUCCGGAAGAGCUGCAACACCUGUGAGUGUCUGGACGGGGUCUGGAAUUGCACAGAGGAGAGUUGCCCCAAAGCCGUGGUCUGUCCCGGAGAGCUGCUGUAUGCCUUCGGCUCCUGCUUGCGGACCUGUGAAAGUCCCAAGGGCAACCUCACCUGCGACGGCUUCUCUGACGGCUGCGUUUGCCCUCCUGGCACCGUCUUCAUGAACGAGCGCUGUGUCUCCCCAGAGGAGUGCCCCUGCCAUCACAGCGGCCGACUCUACCAGUCCAACGACACCAUUGCCAAGGACUGCAACACAUGCAUUUGUCAAAAUCGGCGCUGGGAGUGCACUCAGCACCACUGUUCCGGGACCUGCGUGGCCACAGGAGACCCGCACUACAUCACCUUUGAUGGGCGCGCCUACACCUUCCUGGGGGAUUGUGAGUACAUCCUGGUGCGGGAGUCCAGCGGCGCUUUCGUGGUCACAGCCGAGAACGUUCCCUGCGGGACGAGCGGCACAACCUGCACCAAAUCGGUCGUGGUGCUCAUUGGCAACACAGUAAUCCACCUGCUCCGAGGCAAGGACGUGACCGUGAACGGGGUCUCCGUGCGUCCCCCAAAGACCUACAGUGGCAAUGGCUUGGUCCUCGAGAGAACGGGGCUCUUCCUGGCCCUCAUUUCCCAACUGGGGCUAACAGUGCUCUGGGACGGAGCCAUGCGGGUGGAGGUCCGGCUGGACCCCUCCUUCCAGGGCCGAGUGGCAGGACUCUGCGGGAACUUUGAUGGCGACACAGAGAACGACUUCACCAGCCGGCAGGGAAUUGUGGAGCCCACGGCCGACCUCUUUGGCAACUCCUGGCGCGUCAGUCUCCUCUGCCCAGAAGUCAGCAGCGAGGAUUUUGAGCACCCCUGCACGGUGAACUCCCACCGUGUGACAUGGGCCCGGAAGCGCUGCGGGGUCCUCCUCCAGGACCUCUUUGCCCCGUGUCAUGGCGAGCUCCCCUGCCAGCAGUUCUAUGACUGGUGUGUCUUUGAUGCCUGCGGGUGUGACUCUGGAGGAGACUGUGAGUGCCUUUGCACGGCCAUCGCCACCUAUGCCAAGGAGUGCACCCAACGUGGGGUGAUUGUCCGCUGGAGGAGCCAAGACCUCUGCCCCCUGCAGUGUGACAAUGGGAUGGAGUAUGACCCCUGUGGCCCGGCUUGCCCUCAGACCUGCAAGAACUAUGGCCUGGAGCCGGCCGAUCACUGUGAGACCCUUUCAUGUGUGGAAGGGUGCUUCUGUCCAGAGGGGAAGGUGCUGCAUGGAGACCGCUGCAUCGACCCCUCUGAGUGCCCCUGCUACUGGGAAGGCACUUUGUUCCCACUGGGAGCCUUGGUCAUGCAGGAGUGCAGGAACUGCUCCUGUGAGGCCGGCCUGUGGCAGUGCACUGCCCCCCUGGAGCCCUGCCCAACCCCUUCCCCUUGUGCCGAGGGUGACUUCGCCUGCCACAUGGGGGGCCGCUGCGUUCCCAGCGCCUGGGUCUGUGACAACGAGGACGACUGUGGGGACGGCUCUGACGAGUUCUGUGUCCUGAGCUGCGCCCCACACCAAUUCCAGUGCGCCAGUGGGCAGUGCGUGCCUUGGGGCUACCACUGCGAUGGCACCCCGGACUGCAUGGAUGGCUCGGAUGAGAGGGGCUGCCCACUGCCCGCCUGUGCCCAGGAGGAGUUCCGAUGCGCCAAUGGGCGUUGCAUCCCCCGCAAACACCUCUGUGACGGGGAGCUCGACUGUGGGUUUGCAGAUCAUUCAGAUGAAGAGGGCUGCGUCCCCUCCUGUGGCCCAGGUGAGCUCCGCUGUGCGGCCGGGCCUUGCCUGCCCUACUUACACCGCUGCGACGGCCACGACGACUGCGGGGACCUCAGCGAUGAGCGUGACUGCCUCUGUCCAGCCGGGGAGUUCCAGUGUCCUGAGGGGCAGUGCCUCUCCAAAGCCCUGGUCUGCAAUGGCGAGGAGGACUGCCCAGACGGGGAAGACGAAGCCUUUUGCCCAGGCCAAGUGACCUGUGCCCCUGGGCAGCUGCCUUGUCCGGACAGGACCUGCGUCAGCCUCUCCCGGGCCUGUGACGGUGUGCACGACUGCAUUGAUGGGGCUGAUGAGAAGCUCAGUCAGUGUUUGGUGAUCCAGACCACUCCGCUGGUGACCACAACCACCCCAGGCCUUCUUUCGACUCACCCGGCACCUGCCAGUAGGACCCUUGCCCCUCCCUGCGGACGCUACGAGUUCCUCUGCCAGAGCGGGGAGUGCCAGCCGCGGGGCUGGGUCUGCGACAACGAAGCUGACUGCUUGGACGGCAGCGAUGAGCUGUACUGCAACCGCACCUGUGGCUUGGACCAGUUUCCGUGCACCUUCGGGGACGAAUGCAUCCCCUACACCCACCUCUGCGACGGGCGGCCCCACUGCCAGGACCAAUCAGAUGAGAGCAUCGACACCUGCGGUUCCACUCAGAUCCCUCCCUGCCCAGGGUUCUUCAUUUGCAACAACCGCAUGUGCAUCAAUGUCUCCCGGGUUUGCGAUGGGUCCCCAGACUGUGCCCAGGGAGAAGAUGAACUGGCCUGCGAAAGCCAAAGGCCUCCUCCUGGGAAAAGGAACCAGACUGCCGGGCCUUGCAAGGAAUAUUCCUGUGGGGACGGUGCCUGUAUCACCUUCAAACAGGUGUGCAAUGGUCUGGCCGACUGCGCGGAUGGCACCGAGGCCUCCGGAUGGCUCCCGUCAGACGAAAGGGACUGUGGCCUCUGGGCUCCCUGGGCCGCCUGGAGCGCCUGCAGCCAGUCGUGCGGGACGGGCCUCCAAGUCCGACGGAGGAGCUGCACCCGGAGAGCAGACGACGUCCUGCGCCACUGCCUGGGGGAGGAGACGCAGGCGCAGCAGUGCUUUGCGGUGGCCUGCCCAGUUGACGGCCGCUGGAGCGAAUGGACAACAUGGUCCAACUACACCCAGGACUGCCGUGGUGUGGUGGUCCGGCGCCGGGAGUGCCUGCCCUCCCAGAACGGAGGUCUCCAUUGCACUGAGACACCAGACGCAUCAGCCACUUCGCUAGAGAUCCAGCUGUGCCAGCAGGAAGACUGCCUCAACGCCUCCACUUGCCCCGGGGAACUGGUCAGCCGGAAGUGUGCCCCCUGCCCCACAUCAUGCACCGAGCUCUCCAGCCGCACCAGGUGCAGAAAGGACAGGCCCUGCAGGCCAGGCUGCUGGUGUCCCGAGGGGCUGGUCUUGAAUGCAGAGCAGCAGUGCGUUCGCCCGAGGGAGUGUCCGUGCCAGGUGGAGGGGGUCCGCUACUGGCCCGGCCAGCUGGUCAAGGUCAACUGCCGGAUCUGCACCUGCCAGGAGGGGCAGAUGAAGCGCUGCCGGCAGAACCCUGAGUGCACAGUGAAUUGCGGCUGGUCCUCCUGGUCUCACUGGGGGGACUGCCUGGGCCCCUGUGGGGUGCAGAGCAUCCAGUGGUCUUUCCGCAGCCCCAACAACCCCAGCAAACACGGGAACGGGCGCCAAUGCCGCGGCAUCUACCGCAAGGCUCGGAGGUGCCAGACGGAGCCGUGUGAGGAGUGUGAGCACCAUGGCCGGGCCCAUGCCAUGGGCGACCGCUGGCGCUCAGGGCAAUGCCAGGUGUGCCAAUGCCUCCCCAACCGGACGGUGCAGUGCUCCCAGUACUGCCCUUACAGCACAGUUCCCUGCCCCGAGGGCCGGGUCCUGGUGGAGGGCUGGGGCGACAACUGCUGCUUCUGCAGGGAAGCCGAUGAGGACAGGACGGUCGCUCCUACUGCAGUCGGACCCUCGCGACCCUCUGGGGUCAGUCCUACGGCCACCUCCACCACAGCCCGCCUUAGCACCUUCCCUCUGCCCCCGAUGGGAGACCUCUGCUACAGCCCCCUGGGCAUUGCCUCCCUGCCGGAUGCCAGCUUCAGCGCCUCCUCGGAGCAGCCGGAGAACCCAGCUCAUGCCGCGCGACUCAACGGCGUCCUGCCCAACUCCGACUUGCAGGGAUGGGGUCCGCGGGCAGAGGCCUAUCCCGAGCUCCUCUCCCGACCACCCUUCCUGGAGGUGGACCUAGGGGAGCCCCGGAACCUGACGGGGGUGGUGACGCAGGGGGCAGGGUCCUCGGACGCCUUUGUCUCCAGCUUCUUCCUGCAGUUCAGCCUGGACGGCGUGGGGUGGCAUGACUACCAGGAAGCCUCCUCCACAGGCACCACACCUGAGCCAAAGCUCUUCCAGGGGAAUUUGGAUGACUCGACCCCGGUGGUGCGAACCUUCCAUCACAUGGUGCAAGCCCAGCGCAUCCGCCUCUUUCCCCGUGACUUCCACAACGGGAUCUUCUUACGCAUGGAGUUGCUGGGCUGCGGGAAAGUGUCCCCCGAGCGCCCUGAAGCCCCAGUAUCUCCCCCGGGAUGGAGGACUUGCCGGAGCCGGGAAUUCCAGUGCCAGAAUGGGCGAUGUGUCCCAGCUGGCCCCAAUGGCACUAUCUGCAAUGGGGUGGACGACUGCGGGGACCUCUCUGACGAGUGGCGCUGUGGCCUGGCCCCCUCCCCAGGGCCCUCCAUUGCCCCCAGCGGCUGCUUGCCCUCCCAGUUCCCCUGCGCCUUUUCUGGCUUCUGCAUUGAAGCAUCCCAGAGGUGCGAUGGAGCUGCCGACUGCCCCUCUGCCUCCGAUGAAGCCGGCUGCCCCGUCCCUCCAACUGGAACCCCCCGCCCCUGGACCUCAGUGGAGCCUUCAGAGCAUCCCUUGAGCCAGGUGACCUCAAGCAGAUGGCCAUUUCCUGAGGACUUCAGCCCCACCCCACCAGGUCUGUGCCAUGAGCCCCUCGGCCUAGAAGAUGGCCGUCUUCAUCACCAACAGUUGAGCGCCUCUUCCUUCCAGGAUGGAAACCCACCAGAGGCUGGGCGCCUCAAUGUUGGGCUCAAUGCAAAGCAGAACCUGGAGCCUGGAUGGAGUCCUCAUGCAUCAGACCCGGAGCCCUUCUUCCAGGUGGACUUCCUCCGGCCCACCUUCGUCACUGCGGUCGUCACCCAGGGCUCCCCCCAGGGAUAUGUCUCCCGCUUCCGCUUGGCCUACAGCUACGAUGGCCUCCACUUCCGGAGCUAUGCCAGGGCUGGCUUUGGCCAGGCAGAGUCCUCCCAGGAGCAGAUCCUGGAGGGCAACUCUGACAGUUCCUCUCUAGUCCGGCAGGACCUGAGCCCAGCCAUCUUGACCCGCUUCCUGCGUCUCAUCCCCUCAAAGUACCAGGGGAGCAUUUCCUUGCGCAUGGAAGUCCUUGGCUGCCCUUGGACAGCCAUGCCGAUUUCCCCUGUCACCAGCCAAGUGCCAGAACCAGCCCGUCAUUCGGGGACUGCCUCUCUGCCUCUAAGACACACAGAGAUACCAGAGCCAUGGAGCCCCAGAGCACCAACCGGGAGGCCAAGGAUAACUCCAGCUUUUGGGAUGGAGACCUCGGGACCCCAGGAGACGACCCUCCCUUCUGCUGUCCCUCCAGGGACUCAGGGCUUCUUCUGGGGCUCUGAGCCAAGCACAGUGGGGGGCCCUGCGCGCCACACUUUCCCUUUCCAUCCAGGAACAACAGGACCAACCCCGACCUCCAUCCCUGGCCUUCCUAGAAUCCUUUGCACUCAGGGGCAGUUUUCCUGCGAGGUCUUUGGCUGUGUAGAGGCUGCCUUUGUCUGCGAUGAGCAAGAAGACUGUUUGGAUGGAUCGGAUGAGAUGCAUUGUGGGGGUCCAACGGCAUCCCCCCUCCCCACCGCGGCCCCACUCUUCCCAAUGGGCCCCCCCAGCCCCUGCUCCCCCAAGCAGUUCACUUGUCGCAGCGGGGAGUGCCUGGCGCUGGAGCGGCGGUGCGACCUUCAGCACGACUGUCUGGAUGGGUCUGAUGAGGCCAACUGUGUGGAUUGCCUCCUGUCUCCCUGGAACUCUUGGAGCGAAUGCAGCCGGUCGUGCGGCCUGGGGGUGACCUUCCGCCGGAGGGAUUUGCUGCGCAACGCCCUUCCUGGGGGCCAGUGCGACCGGGAUGAAUUCGACAGCCGCUCGUGUUUCCUCCGGGCCUGCCCAGUGAAUGGCGGCUGGGCCUCCUGGGGCGAAUGGUCCAACUGCGAUGCCGAGUGCCGGGGAGGAGUGAGGAGUCGCACCAGGGCCUGCGCUGACCCUCCACCCAAGAACGGGGGGCAGCCCUGUCCGGGGGACACCCUGCAGAUGGAGAGCUGCAACCAGCAGCCCUGCGGAGACGCCCGUGACUGUGGCCCGGACAUGGUCUUUGUGCAAGUGGGGCACUGCAUGCGGGGCCUGGUGGGGCCCUGUCCACAGACCUGCCAGCAGCUGGGCGCCACCGCUUCCCCCUGUCACAGCAGCUGCGUGGAAGGCUGCCGCUGCCCCCCGGGGCUGUUCCUGCAGGACGGAGGCUGCGUGAAUGUCAGCCAGUGCCAUUGCUUCUUUGACCGCGAGCGGCGGCUCCCCGGAGAAAUGUUCCUGAGGGACAACUGCAGCCAGUGUGUCUGCCUGGAGGGUGUGGUGUCCUGUGACUCCAUGGCCUGUCCCCUCAAUUGUGGAUGGUCUGCCUGGUCUCCGUGGACCCCCUGCGGUCGGAGCUGUGGGAUCGGGAUGCAGCAGAGAUUUCGGUCCCCCUCCAACCCGGCAGCUGCCAAUGGGGGAGCCCCGUGCCAAGGGGAUGCCCAGGAGGUGCGCGAAUGUCACACCGCCUGCAUCUCAGAGGUUGCGUUACUCUGGACCGCCUGGACCGCCUGGUCUCCCUGCUCCAAGACCUGCUUCUACGCCCCGGACACAGUGGGAGUGAGAAAGCGGUUCCGGCACUGCAAUGGCACCGCGGAGGCUGACUCCGGGUGCGACGGGGAGACCGUGCAGGAGGAGCCCUGCGACACCCCUCCGUGCCCAGUGGAAGGUGUCUGGACCCCCUGGACGGCCUGGUCCGCCUGUUCAACCCCGUGCGACUCGGGAGUCCAGACCCGCAACCGCUCCUGCUCCAACCCUGCCUACGGGGGACCGGGGUGUGCGGGGCCCCUCGUCCAGACCAGGGACUGCAACACCCAGCCCUGCAAAGCCCGCUGCCCGGGGAACAUGGUCUUUGUGUCGGCGGAGGAGUGCCGGCGGAGGGGAGGGGCCUGCCCGCGCCUGUGCCUGGACCGGGGUCCCCGCGUGGAGUGCGCCUCUUCCUGCCGCGAGGGCUGCUCCUGCCCAGAGGGGCUCUUCCUCCACAAUGAGACCUGCCUGCCCCCCGGACUCUGCCCCUGCCUCCACCAAGGGGACCUCCUCCCACCGGGCAGCACCCUCCCACUGGACGCCUGCAACAACUGCACCUGUGUAGAUGGCAAGAUGGAAUGCACCUCACAUCCCUGCCCAGUCAGCUGUGGCUGGAGCACAUGGACCUCCUGGAGCUCCUGCAGCCGUAGCUGCAAUGUGGGCACCCGGCGUCGCUUCCGCUCAAGCUCCGACCCACCUGCCUCCGCCGGGGGACAGCCCUGCCAGGGAUCCAACGUGGAGAUCGAGUUCUGCAGCCUCCAGCCGUGCCAAGGACUGGGUGCGGAAUGGGGCCCUUGGUCGGAGUGCUCCGUGCCGUGUGGGGGUGGCUACCAGAACCGGACGAAGGCCAGCCCCAGCAUCCUGCACAGGAUCCAGUUUGCCACCUGCAACCUUCAGCCCUGCGCAGGUGAGGCUCCAGGCAUCUGCCCAGAGGGGAAGGCGUGGAAGGAGUGUGCCGAGGGACCUGCCUCCUGUGCAGAGCUCAGCUCCGAGGGUGCUGGUGCCACAAACGGAUCCUGCCGUGCCGGCUGCUACUGCCCCAAUAGCACUGUCCUGAUGAACAAUCUCUGCGUGCCAAAAGAGGAGUGUCCAUGUGCCAUAGAUGGGAUGCUCUACGCUCCAGGAGAUGUAGUACCCAAGGGCUGCGAGAAAUGCUCCUGCCUCUCUGGCCAGUUGGGCAACUGCUCCCGGACUGACUGCGGAGAUGUCAAUGGCUACUGGUCAGAAUGGACCCCCUGGAGCGAGUGCUCGGCUUCCUGUGGUUUGGGGCUCCAGAACCGGUACCACUUCUGCACGGACCCGGCCCCUUCCGGCAUGGGGCUGCCCUGCUUGGGGCCCGACCGGGAGGACAGGCCCUGCCUCCUCCAGACCUGUGCCAGGAGUGGAGGCUGGGGGUCAUGGGGCCAAUGGACACCCUGCACGGUCAGCUGUGGGGGUGGCAUGCGGAGCCGGACCAGGGCCUGCGACAGUCCGGCCCCGCAGGGAGGAGGCGACUACUGCGAGGGACCUCCCACCCAGCUGGAAGCCUGCGGCUUGAACCCUUGUCCAGGUCUGGACUGCUCCGCCGUGGAAGGCACCGUCUUCAGCGGCUGUGGCCCUCCUUGCCCCCGAUCCUGCGACGACAUGGCGCAUUGUCUGUGGGCCUGCGAACCCGGCUGUUACUGCACCAGAGGAAAAGUGCUGGGUGCGAAUGGCACAUCCUGUGUGGAGAAGUCCAGCUGCCCUUGCCUGGACCUCCUCUCCGGCCGCCGGUUCCUACCAGGAGAGACUGUCCCUCACCCCGAUGGAUGCAACACCUGCACCUGUUCUCAUGGGAAGCUGUCCUGCACCACCCAGGCCUGCCCAGUUCCAGGCAGCUGGUGCGAGUGGGUCCCAUGGAGCCCCUGCUCCCGAACCUGUGGCAAUGAGAUGGUGACCCGCUACCGGACAUGCAGCUGCCCCAAGCCACAACAUAGAGGGGCCGAGUGCGAAGGGGCACAGGAGUAUCACGGCGACAGCGGGGUGCAGCUUCAGAGGAAGGAGUGUCCCACCGCCACCUUCUGCCCAGUGGACGGGUCCUGGAGCACGUGGGGUCCGUGGUCCCCUUGCGAGGCCUGUGCCGGGGGGUCUGUGCGCAGCAGGGAAUGCAGCCACCCUCCUGCCCGCUUCGGGGGGCUGCCGUGUGCCGGGGAGGGCCGCCAGAGCCUCCCGUGCCCCCACAACGGGACCACCGCCUGCGAAGAGUGUGGGGGCGGCCAGGUGCCCCUCCCCUGCGGCAAGGCCUGCCCCCGCUCCUGCGAGGACCUGCGCCCGGACUCCGCCUGCCUGGAGGGUCCGCACUGCCAGCCCGCCUGCACCUGCCCCCCGGGAGAGCUGCUCCAGGACAAGGCCUGCCUGGCUCCUGACCAGUGCCGCUGCAAGUACCAGAAGGCCUGGCUGGGGGCCCCUGAAGAAAGGAACCUCUCUCUCUGGGCAGGAUUGGAUCCUUGGGAGUCCGCACAGCCCGGCGAAGUUGUGUCUGGGCCCUGCCAGAACUGCACCUGUGUGUCCGGCCACCUGCAAUGCCACACUGACCCCUCGUGCCGUUUGGACGGCGGCUGGAGCCCCUGGGGGGCCUGGUCUCCUUGCACCCGGAGCUGUGGGGAGGGGGCCCAGCUCCGCUUCCGGGAGUGCAGCAGCCCACCCCCACAGAACAGGGGCCGGGGCUGUCUGGGCGGCACAGAGCAGCGGAGGCCCUGCCGACACCAAGAAGACUGUCCAGAGGAGGAGGAGGAGGAGGCUUGGGGGGCUUGGUCCCCGUGGGGCCCCUGCAGCGUCUCGUGCGGCGGAGGAGAGCAGGUGCGCUACCACAGGUGCCACCGCCCCCCAUGUCCAGGCCCAGCCGCCCCCCAGAGCAAGACCUGCAACACCCACGUCUGCCUCGAGGUGGGCUGCCCGGUGGGGCGCUUGUACCGGGAGUGCCUGAAGGAGGAGGGAUGUCCCUACAGCUGCGCUCACCUGGCCGGGCGCAUGGACUGCUUCUCGGACGGCUGUGAAGAGGGAUGCCACUGCCCAGUGGGCUCCUACCAGCACCGAGGGGCCUGCGUCGAGGAGUGUCCCUGCAUCCUCAGUGAGGAGGCCAUGAGGAUGCUCCGCAACCACUCUGUGGACCACCCUCCGGCCAUCCUAGAUGCCGAGGGCCGGACACUCUCCCCGGGGGACGAGGUGGCCCCCAACAGCACCCUCCAUGCCGCCUGCAGUAACUGCUCCUGCCUCAACGGGCGCUUGGAGUGCGACUUUGCCUUCUGCCCGGUGGAUGGGGGCUUCUCCCCCUGGAGCCCUUGGGGCCCCUGUUCCCUGACCUGCGGGGGCCUGGGGAACAUGACCAGGCACCGCGACUGCUCCCAGCCCAUUCCGGCCAAUGGGGGCAAGGACUGCCUUGGCCCUCGGACGGACAUCAAGUACUGCCAGGCGCUGGACUGCGAAGCCCUGGCCGGACCCACCAAAGAGCCUAUUUCUGUCCUCCCAGGCCCCGAUGGGGAUGGCUUCGCCCCCUGGUCGCCCUGGACCCCCUGCUCCAAAACCUGCACUGACCCGGAGCUGCCGGCCCUCAAAACCCGCCUGCGCCUUUGCCUGGGAGAGGCCAACUGCACAGGGGAGGCCUUUCAGGAGCGGGAAUGCAACCUGCCCCAGUGCGCAGAGGCCCCUCUCUGCCGGGGGGAGGACUGUGUGGGCCUCAACUGCACCUGGACCCCCUGGGCCCCCUGGAGCGCCUGCUCUCGCACGUGCGGAGUGGGGCAGCAGCGGCGCCUGCGCACCUACCACCCUCCGGGGCAUGAAGGCCACUGGUGCGAGGGGAUCUUGACCGCCAAUAUGGAGCGCCGCUUCUGCAACCUCCAGGCCUGCAAAGUGGACGGGGCCUGGUCUAAGUGGAGCCCCUGGUCCUGGUGUGACCGCCUCUGUGGCGGGGGGCACUCCUCUCGUACCCGGAGCUGCACCAGCCCCCCUCCCAAGAACGGGGGGCUCCCCUGCCCCGGAGAGAGGCACCGCGUCCGCCUCUGCAACGCCCGGCCUUGCGAGGAGGGUUGUCCGCCCCCCUUGCGCCUGGUGGACUGUGCCAACGCUUGCCCUCGCCAUUGCUGGGACCUGCAGGAGGGCAUCGAGUGCCAAGACGCCGAGGCCUGUGAGCCCGGAUGCCGCUGCCCAAACGGGACCCUGGAGCAAGAUGGCGCCUGCGUCCCCCCUUCCCACUGUGAGUGCGUGGACGCCCAGGGCCACAGCUGGGCCCCCGGGAGCCUCCACGACGACGGCUGCAAGAACUGCUCCUGCCUGGACGGGAGGCUCCUCUGCACCAACCACACCUGCCCCCCCAGCGGAUGCGCCUGGAGCCUCUGGUCCGGAUGGGCCCCCUGCAGCCUCACCUGUGGGGAGGGGGGGCUGCGCACCCGGUUCAGGACCCCCACCUCCGGCUCAUGGGCCCCAGAAUGCCUCAAGGAGCAGCUGCAGACCCGGCCUUGCUCCCCGGGCCCCUGCCUGCCUCUGUGUCUCCAUGAAGGCCAGGAAAUGCCGCUGGGCAGCACCUGGCUCCUGGGGGAGUGCCAACAAUGCAUUUGCACCCCAGAAGGCAUCUACUGCUUGGACAUCGCAUGUGCAGUGAAUGGUGCCUGGACACCAUGGUCCCCGUGGUCCGACUGCCCCGUCUCCUGUGGACGCAGCACCCAGGUCCGCACCCGGGCCUGCAUCAACCCUCCACCGCGCAACAACGGCUUGCCCUGCGCUGGUCCUGAAGCAGAGACCCAGAACUGCUCCGGUGUGGCCUGUCCAGGAGAGGAGCCCUGCCCCUGGUCCUCAUGGGGUCCCUGUUCCAGAUCCUGUGGAACCGGCCUGGCCUCCCGUUCGGGGCUCUGCGGCUGCCCAUCAGAGGAUAAUGCCGGAGAAGGAGCACCCUGCGAUCUCAGCCCCCGGCAGCAGGUGGCAGCGUGCUACCGCCAGCCUUGCAGAGAAUGCCCCUGGAGCCCUUGGACACCUUGGACUCGAUGUUCCUGCAGCUUCCUGGUGCAACAGCGAUACCGGAACCAGCGUGGCUCUGGGGCGAACGGGGAGCCCUGCAUGGGGCUGGAUGGACAGUUCCGGAUGUGCGACUAUUCCCAGUGCUCAGAAUCCAGCUGCGAGCCCCCUUUUGAGUUCCAGUCAUGCGGCUCCCCCUGCGACGGCCAUUGCUCCACCCGGCGGCACCCAGAGCUGUGCCAGGACAUCCCCCGCUGCCUCCCUGGGUGCUAUUGCCCACCGGGCCAGGUGGAGCAGAAUGGGGCCUGCGUCCCUCCCUCCCUUUGCAGCUGCAUUCACCUGAGCCAGUCAGGAACCCCUGUCUAUCUGGUGGCCGGAGACUCCAUCCAGAUUGGCUGCAAGGAAUGCAUUUGCCAGCAGGGAGAGCUCACGUGCAGCAGCGAUGGCUGCCAAGGGCAGCUUCCGCUGAGCGCCUGGUCAGAGUGGACGCCCUGCUCGGCCUGCCUGCCCCUUCCAACCCUGGGUCCCUGGGCAGCCUCCGUCCUCCUGUCCCAGCAGCAGCAGCCCUGGCACCCAGGAGAGCCCUCUGCCCACCCGGUGCUGGUCUCCCUCCAGCACCGCUUCCGCCUCUGCCUGGACCCCCAGACCGGGCACUUCUGGGAGGGGCCAGAAAGCAUGUGUUCAGCCGCAUUGGACCAGGAGCGCCUCUGCCCCGACCCCCAUGCCUGUGAAGGUCUCUGCCUGUGGGGCCAGUGGGGCCCCUGGAGCCCCUGCCGUGAGCCCUGCAGCGGGGGCUUCCGGGUGCGUUGGCGCUCUGCCCACCAUCCAAAGGAUGAACUUCGUUGCCGAGGCACACGGUCCCAGACUCAGAGCUGCAACACCGCUGCCUGCCCAGGGGAGGAGUGUGAAGAUCGGGGCAAAGUCUACUCCCGCACCUGCGCCAACGGCUGCCCACGGACCUGUGUGGACCUCUGGGAACACGUUGAGUGCCUCCAAGGGGAGUGCAAGCAAGGAUGCCGGUGUCCGGAGGGGCAACUCCUACAAGAUGGAAGAUGCACCCCAAUCCCAGCUUGUCGCUGUGGACUCCCCACAGCCAACAGCACCCUGGAGCUUCUGCCGGGGGAGUCAGCGGAACUGGAUUGCCAUAACUGCACCUGUGUCAAUGGCACCUUCAUGUGUCCGGACCAGGAGUGUCCAUCCUACGGAGAGUGGUCAGCGUGGGCUCCCUGCUCGGCCAGCUGCGGAGGGGGACACACCUUGCGCCACCGUCCGUGUCACGAGGCGCCUGGAGGGGCCCCCUGUGUGGCCGACACCAUGGAGGAGGCCGUGUCCUGCAACCCACAGCCCUGCCCCACCGACUGCUUGCUGGGCGAGUGGUCACCCUGGAGCCCCUGCAGCGCCAGCUGUGGAGGAGGCGCCUCUGAGAGGAGCAGGGUCCUGCUGAACCCUCCACUAGGUGAGGAGGAAGAUGAAGAGGUGUUGUGUCCAGCCCCACUGCAGCAGCACCGGGUGUGCAACCCUCAGAACUGCACCCCAGAAUGUCCAGAUGACCAGGUCUACAGCCCCUGUGCCAAUGCCUGCCCGCAAAGGUGCUCCGACCUCCGCCCUCAAACCCAGUGCCUGCAGGAGGAGUGCCAGCCAGGAUGCGCCUGCCCCUCUGGACAGGUGCUGCAGGUGGGGGCAUGCAUCCCCCUGGAAGAGUGCCCGUGCUCCCUCGGCCCGGCCCCUUCCUUGCCCUGGGCCAUCAACCUGACCCAAGAGGAGCGGGACCAGGAACACCUGCCCGGAAGCAUCCUUCGGCAUCAGUGCAACAGCUGCGUCUGCCAGAAGGGAGUCUUCAGCUGCACCCAGGAGGACUGUGAUGUGCCAUGCAUCUGGUCUGAAUGGUCCCCCUGGUCCCCCUGCUCUGUGACCUGUGGAUCUGGGGAGCAAGCUUCACGGCGUCUCCGGCUCCAGCAGCGCCUCUAUGGGGGUCCCGAGUGCAAAGGGCCAUCGGAGCGUUGGGCCCCCUGUUCCCUGCCAGACUGUGGUGAGAGAAUGCGUUCCAACCUUCUCUUCUCCAAUCUAAGCUUAGCUAACUACCCCAGCCACAGGGACGAUUCAGUAUUUGCAUUGAUCCUGGGAGGCUGGCUGACCUGUAGUCCUGGCAGGAUGGAGCGACAGCACCCCCCUGCGGCUGGAAUCAAGCACACCCUCCAGGAUGCCGAACCACCUUUCUCUCCCGCUGCCACCCUUAGAGGCAGAUGGAGAGACAAUGGGAAGCCCUCUGCCCCUCACCGUGGCAUUUUGGGAGAGCGGUCUCAGCAGCCUGGCAGGGUCAGGCUUUCUGACCAGGCUGAUGCUCUCCAUCUCUUUCUCCUGGGUACAGCCUGCCCAGUCGGGGAAACCUGGCUCCGGUUGGGCCACGGGGGCCCCUGUGAGCGAAGCUGCCUCCAGAUCUACCAGGAUCCCCCCCAGAAUUGCAGCCGAGGGGCCGCAGAGGGGUGCGUGUGCCAGCCGGGGCUCUACCGGAACAGCAGUGGGCGGUGCGUUGUGGCUGCGCUCUGCGAGUGUGAACACAAAGGCCGGACAUACAGGGCUGGUGCCCAAUGGCAAGAUGGCUGUGAAACCUGCCACUGCUUGAACGGGAGGGCCGAGUGCGAGGACGGCUGCCCACCACUCACCUGCCUUGAGGGAGAAGCCAAGGUCCAGGAGGAAGGCAGCUGCUGCCCGGUCUGCAGGAAGAAGGAAGCGCCAGAAGAGCCACAGUCUCACUGCCAGCACAUCACAGAGCUGCGCAACAUCACCAAGGGGUCCUGCUUCCUGGCCGAUGUGGCCGUGAGCUUCUGCAGCGGGUGGUGCGCCUCCCACACCAACGUCAUCCCAGAGGAACCGUACCUGCAGACUUCGUGUGAGUGCUGCAGCUACCGCCUGGACCCAGUCAGCCCCGUGCGCAUCCUGAACCUGCAAUGCCAAGGCGGAGAGACGGAGCCCGUGGUCCUCCCCGUCAUCCGCGCCUGCGAGUGCAGCAGCUGCCAAGGUGGGGACUUCACCAAGCGCUGAGGACGGCGGCCCUGCGAGGCGGGCAGCCUGGACAUCUCCCUCCACUUUGCCUCACUUCAUGCCAGAGAGAGACCCCCGGGCAUCGCACCACAGCUCAGUUCAGCCUCCCCUUUCUCACAAACUCAAUAAAAUCACCCACCAGCAGCAAGA